Molecule: messenger RNA, 5645 nt
Organism: Pygocentrus nattereri (red-bellied piranha)
Lineage: Eukaryota; Metazoa; Chordata; Actinopteri; Characiformes; Serrasalmidae
Product: gap junction delta-2 protein
Exons: 2
Coding region: 784-1701 (305 amino acids)
Biological process (GO): cell communication
Cellular component (GO): connexin complex
Source: RefSeq, a predicted model, not a curated record
GUGGCUCGCAGCAUCCAGCGCGUUAUCAUUCCCGCUCCCGGAGAAAAGCCCACUGGAGUCCGCGAGGAAGGGGAUUCCUGGAGCCAAGGACUUUCUUUAUGACACGCGCGGCCGCGCUUGCAACAAGUAUGUGACUUCUGGAGGGAGAAAAGAGCACAUCCUGUCUCUUAAACCAAUAAGAGCGCAGAGCCCAGCCCCUCUACGUAGCCCACACCCUUGAGUUUAUUUAGUUUCAGCACCAGUGAGCAAAACUCUGCUGCCGAGUUAUUCCAGCCUUUCCCUCUCGCGCGCGCACGGGGCUCAGCGAUGGAGCUCCUUUUCUCCCCUCCGUCAAAGGUUACCACCAAAUCUACGCGAUAUCGCUAAGAAGAAAUUUAUUUUUCAAGAUAUUUUUGGCAGCCCUCCACGAACCUGUCUGCGCGUGACGCAGGAGGAGACUACUUAAAGGGGGAUUAGCUCUAGCAAAGACAUUAAAUCCAGCCCUCCCGGCAGCCAGACACCGCGCGACCUAUCAACCUGAUCUGAAGAUCGAAAAUAGGAGGGCUCAUAUUAAUCAGCACUUCGGACUCCAAGAAGAGCAGAAGUGGGAUCGGCGAGAGAUCCUCUGGCAUUGUGCGCUGUGGCGGCGCAGGAGGGGGAGAAGGCUUGGUGAUCAAUGCGUUUGGCAGAUAAAAUCGGGCCCUCUGGAGAGUAGACGAGGGAGAUACUACCGGGUUUUUUGUUUUUUCCCGUGGAAGUCGUGCAGAGGGCUGGGUGCGCGCUCUCGUCUCCGGAUGAACAGAAAUGGGGGAAUGGACCAUACUAGAGAGGCUCCUGGAGGCUGCUGUCCAGCAGCACUCUACUAUGAUAGGAAGGAUCCUACUAACUGUGGUGGUGAUCUUCCGGAUCCUAAUCGUAGCCAUAGUUGGAGAGACAGUUUAUGAUGAUGAGCAAACCAUGUUCAUCUGUAACGCCUUACAGCCGGGCUGUAACCAGGCGUGCUACGACAAGGCUUUCCCCAUCUCGCACAUCAGGUACUGGGUGUUCCAGAUCAUAAUGGUCUGCACCCCGAGCCUGUGCUUCAUCACCUACUCGGUCCACCAGUCCGCCAAGCAGCGGGAGAGACGCUACUCCACCGUCUUCCUCACGGUGGACAGCAAGGACCAAGACUCGAUGAAGCACGACGACAGCAAGAAGAUCAAGAACACCAUCGUGAACGGAGUACUGCAGAACACGGAGAACUCCACCAAAGAAGCCGAGCCCGACUGCCUGGAGGUCAAAGAGAUCCCCAACGCGACCAUGAGGACUGCCAAGUCCAAAAUGAGGCGGCAGGAGGGCAUCUCGAGGUUUUACAUCAUCCAGGUGGUUUUCAGAAACGCCCUGGAGAUCGGUUUCCUGGUGGGCCAGUAUUUCUUGUACGGGUUCAACGUGCCCGCCGUGUACGAGUGCGACCGCUACCCGUGCAUCAAGGAGGUCGAGUGCUACGUGUCCAGACCUACGGAGAAGACGGUCUUCCUCGUGUUCAUGUUCGCCGUCAGCGGCUUCUGCGUGGUGCUCAACCUUGCCGAACUCAACCACCUGGGAUGGAGGAAGAUCAAAACGGCCGUGAGGGGCGUGCAGGCCCGGAGGAAGUCCAUCUACGAGAUCAGGAACAAGGACUUGCCCCGCAUGAGCGUGCCUAAUUUCGGCCGCACUCAGUCCAGUGACUCUGCCUAUGUGUAGGUGAGGGGAGAGAGAGAGAGAGAGAGAGAGAGAGAGAGAGAAAGAAGAGGAAAAGAGAGAGGGAGAGAGAGCGUAGUGAAAAAGUAAGUUCCCCAAGAGGGGUCCCAAAGAUCCAACAUCGGCACAGACGGAGCUCAUUCGCCACCGACGAGCGGGUGAGAUUUGGGUUUGUUUAGGCUUUUUUUCAGGAUGGCUGAAGCGGGUUGGCAAGCGAUGUCUUUUUCUUGCACUGGUGCAACUCUCUCGACCACCUCACUGAAGCGCAGCCCGCUCACCGGGGUCGCGUAUUUACUCUACAGUGGGCUGCUCAGUUGUACUUGAACAGAGUAAAUACGUUUUGCACUAAAAAAAAGAGAAACAGUAAUAAAAGUCAACACCGGGAGCCAAACGCGCCUGUUAUCGGUGUUUUUAACGUUUUUCCGCCGAUUUUCUUUUUGGACACCAUCCUAUUUAGCCAUAUGUUACGCACAGCGGUUGAAAGGAGAAGCUUUAGUGCAGAUUCAUCCAGCCUCGAAAAAUAUAUGGAGUAGGCUGUGGAUUAAACUAGGUUUUAAGAAAUGAAAAAAGACGGAUGGAUUCAGGUAUUAAGGAGCAUCAGGUAAUAAAGGAUAUUAUUUUACCUGCUGAUUUUCAGUCUAAGUGAGAGAGGAAACUGUAAAUAAUCUUAUUAUAAUGAAAUUGAAGAAAAUAUUUAUCAGUCAUUCAGGGAAGACUGUACAAAGCUCUGUCCCUUAUGACCUGAUGUCUAAUAAUACCUGAGCCCACCCUGUAUGAUAGACUUUUUUUGGUUGCCUGUGUUGCACCAUUGACCUUAACGUAAGUCUUCAUUUCAUGGCUGUAGUGAACUUGUGAGCUGAUUCCAGACUGGAUCUGCUGCACAUGUCUGCAAAAUUUCCUUAAUUUAAAAAAACACACACACCAAAGCGCCCACGGCUUUCAUUCGUGAAGUGUUGUUUUUUUCUCUCUUUUGCUUUCAUGUCAUUUAAGUGCCAUACUUGUACAUAAAAAAAUAUAUAGAUAUAUACAUAUAGAUAUAAGAAGAAUCUAUAAUAAUAAUAAUGAUGAUGAUAAGAAUUCUAUGCGUCAUGAAAGAGGAUUCCUUGCUUGGAUUGUGCUGAAAAAUAUCCACCCAGGUUUGCUUUAACUGUAUUCGUUGUGAUUUCAAUGCAAAAGAUGCAAAAGGAUAUAACUGCAUUUUUUUCCUUUUCUCUCUUUUAACUUUGCAUAUGACCGGAAUAAAGACAACGUGCUGGUCUGAUUUUUGUACACUGCUCAGUACUCUUUAUUCACCAGAUUCAAGGAGCUCAAUAACGAUGGCACAAAUAUCUUUUGUAACAGACAAAAUCAAAUCAUGGACAGUGAGAACCUGCUCUGGUGCUACAGUACUGUUUUUUCCACUGUGUGCAAGCCAAGCUAAUGAGAACACAAGCUAUUUUCUUCAGAUUAAGAGUGAAAUGGAGGCACACUGUCAAAAAAAUAUCAAAGCAAAUAAAGCAAAGAUGCAGGGCUUUUGUGUGGAUGUGAGAAAGCACCUCAUAUGCUCUCUGUGACCUGGCGAGCGAGCUGUCCCUUUAAGGCCUUGGCUAUGAAAGAAUAUGUGCUGCAUUAACUGUCAUGUUUUUGUCAGUGUAUCUUUCAUGUAUUUAAAUAAUGUACGUUUCCAUUUAUUCCAAACAUGGUCCAGAAAUAUGUGCACACAUUUUUUAGCAUAGCUUUUUUGCUUUGUUUUUUAGUUUCAUGACUUUUUUCCUCUAUCAAUUCUAAUUCUAAGGUCAUGUAAAGAGCUGCAUGUUUAAGAGAGAAUAUUAGAAAGUAUCUGGAUACUUUUAAGGGAAAGAUGUCAGUCAUAUCAAUCAUAUUUGCCUUGGGAGUUGGUCAUUUCCCCCUCUUUCUGUUCCUGCUUCUGUCCAUCACUUGAAAAAGACUGCAGAAAGGAGUGUCUCUAGCUUUUGGGCUUUUGGGUAGGGUUGUGUGCUCUUCUUCAAGGUCAGAAGAGAGAGAGAGAAAGAGAGAGAGAGAGGAAAAACUAGCGUAAAAGUGCUGAACAGUGUAGCCGCGCUGUGGAUGGUGGCGUGGGGACUGACCAUCCAGGAUGAUGCGGAGGUGGCUUACUGCAGCACCUGCCAGGAUGACUCUGCAAAGCAGGACUGAAGGCGGAGGAGCCGGAGCCUGUCACAUCAAUCUUGGGCUCAGAGGGACCUUCACUGUUUCCAAAACUCAAUCACAAACCAUCUACAAGGAAAAAAAAUCAAGAAAAAGAAAAAACAAAGAAGUGCAACGUCCCUGCUUUGGCUGGCCGGACUGUGCAAUGCAAUAGCCCCUUGUUUUCUCUCCUCCACGUCUGUCUUAUGACCAACAUUCCAAGACUGUAUUUAUCUGGAAUCUGUGAAUCUGUGAGAUUCAUGCAGGACAUCCAUGAUAAACUGUGCAGAAAGCCGAAGGACCUCUAAAUAGAAGGCACUUUCUACUGAGUGUCAUAACUUAAAGGAACAUCAUAGCAGAAAGAUUGUGAAUGUUUAUGAGAUCCAAAAGAAAAAAGCUUUAAUAAAAAAAAAAAACAAAAACAAAAAACAAAAAAACAACAACUCCUCUUCUGAAUGUGAAAAUAUCUGUACAUGACUCAAGUACUGAGGUCUCUCUCUCUCUCUCUCUCGCUCUAUCUCUCUCUCUUGCUCUUUCUCUCUCUCGCUCUCUCUCACUCUCUCUGCAGUAUUCUUUUCCAUGGCUACAUCUAAAUGACAGAUGUAUUGGGUUAUGUAUGGAUGGCAUUUAUGCAUGCUGUGAUGCAUUUUACAUCAUGUGUUGGGAGGCUUGGUUACAUUUGGUUAAAAUGAUUUUGUGGUAUGUUCUACUGUUCUACUGCACCCGUGAAGGAUGGGGCCGAAUUCUAUUUAUCUAUUCAUGAAAUGGUGCACAAAGCAGAAUGCUCGGCACUGCCGAGAGGGCAGGAGCACCCCCCCCUUAACAACAACCCCCACAGAAAUGGACAUUUACUGACUGAAAUCAUUGGUUCGCUUUGCUCUUUCCAAGAGUGGGACUUCAACUGAUUUUUGAAAAUUCAUUCAAGGCAUUCAGAGUGGCUCAAUAUAUAAUAGUCCAUUGUAAAGAAACUCAGGUUUUCUUUAGAGUGGUGGUGAUGGGAACCAAUCACAAAGCCAUUUAUUUACUAUCGAAAUGAAGCUACACCUGUCUUCUGCACUUUUGUAGAAAAAAAAAAAAGAUUUUGUUAGGUAAUAUUUUAUCUUACAAUGCCCUGAGUGAAUUAAAAAAAUACAUUUUAGACACAAAGCUUUUCAUAAAAUCCUCAUAAAACAGCAUCUCAGGCAUCAGGCAGCACAUUUGUUACCAUUUCAUGUCAGCUUUUUGAGGCAUUAAAUGCUCUAAAUGUCUGGUUUCUGUCACCAUCACAGUGAACAAUUCUCUCUGUAAGUUGAUCUAGAAUGGAACAUUUCAUAGCGAACCAAUCUUGAUGACUUUUUUUACAUCUUAAUAAUUGGUGGAGUUCCCCUUAAAGACAAAUAGAUAGCAUGCAUGUAUGCUGUUAUUUUUUUAGAAUAGAAACUAAAUUCUCAGGAGUUCCUUCAAUUUUAUCUUAAAAAACAAACAAGAGAGAAUUUAAGAGGCUAAACUGCUUCCUUAAUUGCAGACACCUUCUACUGGGCAACUGAGUAAUAAGUUAAAAGCUCAUCAUUUGAAAAAAGCAUCAAAUAAGAAAGUGUAUGGUGCUGAGUGUGAGCUGUGUAGGUUUCCCUUUUUGAUCUAAAGGGCCUUACACACACAUAAAGCACUGUAUAGCAUUAAACUGUCCCUUUUCUAACCAGCCAAGCCUCCAGUCCUUUACAUUUUUAACCGAGUGUAGCUACAUCUGUAUAAAUGUAAAGUGAAUGAAUUUCAGUUGAUGAAGUGCAGUGAAUUAAAUCCGAUUUCUCACACAGCAGAACAUA